GCAGCCGGUGAUGGCGUCCGUGGCGGAGUUGGGGGGUGCGGGCCCAUGAGGCGGCCCAGGCCCCGUGCUCCCAGCACAGCCAGGAAGGGGCGGCGGCGCCGCGGCUCACACCCGCGCCAUGGCGGGCGUGUUCGACAUCGACCUGGACCAGCCUGAGGAUGCGGGUUCGGACGAGGAGCUGGAGGAGGGGGGUCAAUUAAGUGAGAGCAUGGACCAUGGAGGAGUUGGCCAAUAUGACCUUGGCAUGGAACAUUGUGAAAAAUUUGAGAUUUCAGAGACUAGUGUAAACAGAGGUCCAGAAAAGAUCCGCCCAGAGUGCUUUGAGUUACUGCGCGUACUUGGCAAAGGUGGCUAUGGCAAGGUGUUUCAAGUACGAAAAGUAACUGGAGCAAACACCGGGAAAAUAUUUGCCAUGAAAGUCCUUAAAAAGGCAAUGAUUGUAAGGAACGCCAAGGAUACAGCUCACACAAAAGCAGAGCGGAAUAUACUGGAGGAAGUGAAACAUCCCUUCAUUGUAGACUUAAUUUAUGCCUUUCAGACUGGUGGAAAACUCUACCUCAUCCUUGAGUAUCUCAGUGGAGGAGAACUAUUUAUGCAGUUAGAGAGAGAAGGGAUAUUUAUGGAAGACACAGCUUGCUUUUACUUGGCAGAAAUCUCAAUGGCACUGGGGCACUUGCAUCAAAAAGGAAUCAUCUACCGUGAUCUGAAGCCAGAAAAUAUCAUGCUUAAUCAUCAAGGUCAUGUAAAAUUGACUGACUUUGGAUUAUGUAAAGAAUCUAUUCACGAUGGAACAGUCACACACACGUUCUGUGGAACAAUUGAAUACAUGGCCCCUGAAAUCUUGAUGAGGAGUGGGCAUAAUCGUGCUGUGGACUGGUGGAGUUUGGGGGCAUUAAUGUAUGACAUGCUGACUGGAGCACCUCCUUUCACUGGGGAGAACAGAAAGAAAACAAUUGACAAGAUUCUCAAGUGUAAACUCAACUUGCCUCCCUACCUCACACAAGAAGCCAGAGAUCUGCUUAAAAAGCUGCUAAAAAGAAAUGCUGCCUCACGUCUAGGAGCUGGUCCUGGAGAUGCUGGAGAAGUUCAGGCUCACCCGUUCUUCAGACACAUUAACUGGGAUGAGCUGUUGGCACGAAAGGUGGAACCUCCUUUUAAACCCUUAUUGCAAUCUGAAGAGGAUGUGAGCCAGUUUGAUUCAAAGUUUACACGUCAGACACCUGUUGAUAGCCCAGAUGACUCUACUCUCAGUGAAAGUGCCAACCAGGUCUUUCUGGGUUUUACAUAUGUGGCUCCAUCUGUACUUGAAAGCGUAAAAGAGAAAUUUUCUUUUGAACCAAAAAUUCGAUCACCUCGCAGAUUCAUCGGUAGCCCUAGGACACCAGUCAGCCCUGUAAAGUUUUCCCCUGGGGAGUUCUGGGGAAGAGGUGCUUCUGCCAGCGCAUCAAACACUCAGCCACCUGUGGAAUAUCCAAUGGAGACGAGUGGAAUAGAACAAAUGGAUGUGACAGUCUGUGGAGAGGCCUCGGCACCGCUUCCAAUCCGGCAACCAAACUCUGGGCCAUACAAAAAACAAGCGUUCCCCAUGAUCUCCAAACGACCAGAGCACUUGCGCAUGAAUCUAUGACACCACCAUUUUACUGCUUUCUUCU
Messenger RNA from Dryobates pubescens (Downy woodpecker), 1652 nucleotides. RefSeq names its product ribosomal protein S6 kinase B1 (gene RPS6KB1). Gene Ontology annotation, biological process: signal transduction; protein phosphorylation; cellular response to insulin stimulus. The transcript has 15 exons. The record is from RefSeq and is a predicted model, not a curated record. Bases 119 to 1627 code for a protein of 502 amino acids. Gene Ontology annotation, molecular function: protein serine/threonine kinase activity; ATP binding. NCBI's taxonomy places the organism in Eukaryota, Metazoa, Chordata, Aves, Piciformes, Picidae.